This is a messenger RNA of Bemisia tabaci, 3398 nucleotides long. RefSeq names its product methionine aminopeptidase 1. The record is from RefSeq and is a predicted model, not a curated record. Gene Ontology annotation, cellular component: cytosol. Gene Ontology annotation, biological process: proteolysis. Gene Ontology annotation, molecular function: metalloaminopeptidase activity. Lineage: Eukaryota; Metazoa; Arthropoda; Insecta; Hemiptera; Aleyrodidae.
CUCCAAACUCCAACACGUCUUCGCCUUUUGUAAACAAGCAACCCUUAUCUCAGGCAUACACAUUUUUAACAAGUACACGCUACGUUAAAAUGGGUAUGAAUCAGUCACUAAAUUUUUCUUUAUUUUUUCUACGGGUAUCUUUCCGAUUGAAGAAAGGAAUCUGAUAAAAUACCUCAGUCGCUUCACUAACGAGGAAUUUGCCACUAAGGAAAUUGUGGUGGCAAGCAUGCGCAGUCAUAUGACUCGUUUUUGUUGUUUAUAUUUUUCUUUUAUCAUCCCACACCUGCGAGGUUAGGUUUCAAAGUUUAAGAAAUUUUGGUAAAACCGUGAAUUUUAAUCUGAAACUUCAUCCAUGGCUGCCAUCAAAAUCAAUCGAAGUUGUGAAACACCUGGCUGUGAUCUAGAUGCAAAACUACAAUGUCCGACUUGCGUUCAACUCGGAAUCCAAGGCUCCUACUUCUGCUCCCAGGAUUGUUUCAAGGGAAAUUGGAAAAACCACAAAGUUUUACACCUCUUAGCAAAAGGUGAAAGUGUGAAAGGAGUUGUUAAUGGGUAUGAUCCAUGGCCAAAUUACAGGUUUACAGGUAGAUUAAGGCCGUACCCUCAAACGGCUCCCAGGACGGUGCCUGCCCAUAUCGGUCGACCAGACUAUGCCACCCAUCCUAGGGGCGAAUCCCACUCUGAACAGGAAGUUAAAUCCUCUACCCAAAUAAAAAUCUUGAAUGAUGAAGAAAUUGAGGGCAUGAGAGUCGCCUGCAGGCUGGGCCGAGAGGUGUUGGAUGAAGCUGCGAAAGCAAUGGAAGUUGGAGUCACGACUGACACUAUUGACAAAAUCGUUCAUGAAGCAUGUGUUGAACGUGAAUGUUAUCCCUCUCCUCUCAACUAUUAUGAGUUUCCCCGCUCAUGUUGCACUUCAGUCAAUGAGGUGAUUUGCCAUGGUAUACCUGACCUUCGGCCUCUCCAGAAUGGUGAUUUAUGCAAUGUGGAUGUUACCGUCUACCACAGAGGUUUUCAUGGAGAUCUCAAUGAGACUUUCCUCUUAGGUCAAGUGAGUGAUACCGCCAGAAAACUUACUCAAACCACCUGGGAGUGUUUAGAUAAAGCUAUCAAAAUUGUUAAACCGGGUCAAAAGUAUCGAGAAAUUGGCAAUGUGAUCCAGAAGUAUGCCCAAUCAAAAGGAUUCUCUGUUGUUUUAAGUUAUUGUGGCCAUGGAAUUCAUCGUCUCUUUCAUUGUGCUCCAAGCGUUCCCCACUAUGCACGGAACAAAGCUGUGGGAAUCAUGAGACCUGGCCAUUGUUUCACCAUCGAACCUAUGAUUUCAGAAGGUACUUACCGUGACCAACUCUGGCCGGACAAAUGGACCGCUGUAACCUGUGACGGAUUGCUCUCCGCUCAGUUCGAACAUACUAUGCUUGUUACUGAUACAGGGGUUGAAGUGUUGACGAAGCGUUUCAGCCAUGAUGGACAACCUUAUUUCAUGGAUAACCUUUGAACAAAAGGAUUGGUCUCCUCCUACUUGCAUUUUGUGCCUUCUACUAUUCAAGCUCCUUAGUUAUAUCUUUUCCCAGAGAUGUUCUUUAUUUUUGUCCCUUUUUCUAAGCUGACUAUUUUCUUGUUUUUCAACCUUUUGAUAAUCUUUUUGAACCAUCAUUAUUUUCUUGCAUUCAGAAAUGUAUCAUCAGUUUCAAAAUGACUAACUUGAUGAUCUUGGUCUUCAAAUUUUUAUGCAGAAAAUGAGACAAGGGUAUAAAUUAAAGAGAGUUGCAAUUUUAUUUUCUUCAUCUGAAGAGUUCAAAGGAUAAACUAGGCAUGACUCACUACUAAAUUUAUGAGUUUUUCCUCCCCUCAUAGAAUCUAAAAUAUGUUUUUUAGCCGUACCUUCUCAUUGACCUAGAGACAUACAGAAACAGGACAAAGGAUGGAUCAGUCAUCUCCAGUGAAUUACUUUCAAUUAUUUCUUUUGUUAAAAACUAGUCAAGAAGUAGAGUAUCAUAUCGGAUAUCGUAUAGCUUUGGAACCAUUCAUUUUUGAUCGGCUUAACCAUCUUAGGUUCUAUGAAUCUCUUGGAAACCAAAUAUCAUUUACCCUUUUACUAAUGACUACUGAAUCACUCGGUUUAAGAAAGUAUUGGCUUUUUUGAACAGUCUUCUUGAGAGAAAGGCGGUAGCAAUUUGGUUUUUUCUCUAAUCCAAUUCCAAGCCUCAAGUAAAAAAUUCAGUUGUCCUAGAUCAUCAUGACCAAGUGUCAACAUGCUCAGUCUCUGUUUCACCCUCUUGCAUUUUUCAAAGGCAAUUGCACUAUUGCAAUCUCCCCAGAUUUCAGAUCCUAGCUGAGGAUCUUUAAGCAAGUUUCCUCGUUCUCAGCCAUAAUGUUAAUUCAUUUUAAGCCACUUUUUUCAAGGUGAAUGCGAUUACUAAUUUGGUAUGUUUUGAACUGAUUUCAAUUAAUGAUAAAUUAAUUUACUCUCUUGUUGUUCUCUUUACUGAAUGUAAUGACAGGAAAUGAGUACCUGCCCCUGGCAUUUUUUUAAAAAAUAUUUCUGUAAAAUUAUUCAAAAGUAGAGGCUAAAGUACAGCCAGUAGAAACUCGGUGGUUUUAUGAACGUGUCAACCACGAAAUAAAUUCUCCUGAAUUCAUAGUUUGAUAUUUUUUUAUCAUAUUUCAUUUUGUCUCUACACUCUCAGGAACAAUAACUACUUCCCCUGUAUCAAUUUCUUUAAAAAUAAAAUAAUCCAUAUAAAAUUCAGAAGGUGAACUGAAAGCGUUUUUGACAAAUAUGGAAUCAAUGCUUACUCUCAUCUCUUAUUUUGAGAGUUUUAAAUCCAAAAAAACUACUAAAGAGUUUGUACGCUCAUAGUAGCAGGAGAUUUGUCAGUUCAUUAUCUACUUCUUUAUUUUGCAGUUGUAUGUCCGAGAGAGAGCAUGAAUGAUCUGUCGCUAAGAUACAAACUUGAAAGCGCAAGAAAUCCUUUGAAUUCUCAGAAUUUUUCCCAGAGGUUCUUUGUCAGUAGUAGUGGUUUGAAGAAAUGCAUGAUGUAGAAGUGAAGUAUUAGUGUAAGAGUACUGUGAACCUUUCCUGAAUAGUUUUGAUUUUACCAACGUUUAGGUAUUGUGUAUUUCCAUCAAGUGGAAAACUCCGUCUGACCUCGGUUGGAUUUUUUUUUCUUCAGGAUAUUCUUCUCAAUUAUUCAAUGUAUUGAUUGCAUUACUUAAUUUGGAAUGUUUGUAUAGCUGUACCCAAUAUUUGUGAUCACAAAUAUGAAAGUUGACCCGAAUUUUUCGUGUAAUCGUUGAUUUUGUCUAAUUUUUGUUUAUCGAGGUUUUUAUUUAUUUUAUAAACUUGCAUUGUUUUAGUGUGCACUGUAUUUUGACAGAAUAAAAUCCUUUUUAUAGUGCAA